Paramecium tetraurelia is the source of this 1092-nucleotide messenger RNA. RefSeq lists its product as uncharacterized. The transcript is spliced from 2 exons. The record is from RefSeq and is a predicted model, not a curated record. NCBI's taxonomy places the organism in Eukaryota, Ciliophora, Oligohymenophorea, Peniculida, Parameciidae.
AUGGAAAAAAGCCUCAAUCCUGUUUUAAAAUAUCAUAAGAAAUUAAAAUAAUAGAAACAGCAAAAACGAAAAGAAGCUCAUGAAAAACACAAAAAAUAUGAGAGAAUGAAAUAAGAGAAACUUUAAAUAAAGUAACAAAAGGAUGCCGAAAAAUAGUAGGAUUCAGAUGGAGAAAAAUAAGAAGAAAUAAUUGUUAAAGAAAAUGAAUAACCAAUUAUUAAUGAGCCUCCUAUCAAUUUAGAGUUAAUAAAAGACGAAAGAAUUAAAGUACCAGGUUAUUCCUAAGAAUUUUCAAAAAAAGCAAUUGAAAUAAAUAGAGCAUUUUUGGAUCCUUCAAAACGAAAAUAUGUUCCAUCUCAUGAAACAAAAAUUGCAUCAUAGAUUAAUGAUAAAUUAUUGGAGUAUCAAGCGAAGCCUAAUGAGAAAAUAUAUAAAAAUGCUGAUGGAGUGAUUAUUACAGAUGAAGUUUUAAAAAUAUUUGGGGGAAAAGUGGAUCCUUCUAAAAUAAAAAUUGGAUAUAAAUAAAAGUAGCUCUAAACAUAAUUUUCUACUUAUGAUCCAUUUAGUAAAGUAACUGAAUAGAUGAACUUUGAUUAUAUUAAAAAUUUAGAAGAAUAGAGAUUACCUUAACCUCCAUAAUAACCUUAGGUUGAGGAAGUGGAGCCUUAGCCAGUGAAGAAAAUAUUUUUACCAGAUGAAGAAAAAGAAGAAAAGCCUAUUUGUCCAGAUGUGAUUGUAAAAGAGAGCACUGUUAAAAAAUGCAAGAUUGAUUUAACAAAAUAAUAAGUUCCUUUGAUACCACUUCAUCUAUAAAGAAAGCAGAAUUAAUAAUAAUAAUAAUAACAAUAAUAGUAACAAUAACAAUAACAAUAAUAAUAAUAGCAAUAACAAUAUCAAUUAUAAUAAUAGUAAUAACAAUAGCAUUUGCAAUAACAAUAACAAUAAUAAUAUUAUCAUUAGUAGUAACAAAUAAAGCAAGAAUAAAUUAUUAAUAACUAAAAUAAUUUUAGAUAAAUUGUAAAAGAAAGUCAAAUUAAGAAAAAACCAGAAGAGGCUUUUUAAGAUUUUAUGAAGGAUCUCGAAAAAUUGUGA